AUGUGUCUGUUUCUCGAUUCUGGCACAGCAACAGCAACGGCAACAGCAACAGCACAACACACAACACACACCCCAUACCGUCACCUCUCACCUCGAAGGAGAUUCCGCCUCACCCAUACAAGCUAGUAACGUUAUCUACUACUAGUAGUAGUAGAUAGAUAGAUGGAUGCCUCUAACUUGAGUUUACUGUGGGGUAUUCUACUGUUGGCAGUCUCCUGUGAGAAUGCUGUGGGUUCCAAAGGCGUAAGCGGAGGGGUUCGAGGGGCAACCACUGGAGGCACUGGCGGUGGUCGAGGCGUCUAUGUGACGGGCUCUUCGCGGAAAGGAAACACAAACCUCUACCUGUUCGCAUUGAUAGUAUUGUUUCCACUCUUGUUGGUCGGGAUUGUGUUUGUUAAUCGAAGCUAUCAACGAAAACGACUGGCACAAUUCCAGCAAGAGGUAGAAUUGGCCAAGGCAGACGUCCAUGACAGUAGUGCAGCUACCCAGAUGGCAAAGAAGAAUGGAGCCCGGCCCAGCAUUCAAUUGGCCAGCGGAAGUUUCGCUUCCAGCUAUAACAACUCUUUACGUGGCAAUGCAAAAUUCGCCUCGAACGGAACAAUCAGCUUUGAAAGGAAUUUGUCCGUCGAAGAUACUGCAGACCUCAAAGGCAAGAGCCAACAUUUUGCUUCCAUUGCGGGAAGAGGAGAGGAUGACGAUGGGCCAUUUGAGAUUGUUCAGGGAUUGGCAUCACAGCUUUCAGGAAAGUGCUACUGGAUUCAACGGGAGGCCGAGCAUGAUUAUUCCGGCAAUGCCAACGAGAAAACAACAAAGACGGGUACCACCACUCAAAAACGUUGCAGAUAUCCAUGGGCGCGACCACAGCGGGAAGUCCUGGUUGCUGGGACCUUCCACAAUGCAGCUGGUUCCGCAAUGGCUUUUUCAGGUAGAUGGUGGAACAGCAACGGGGCUAGUGGAUCCUUCACAGAGUUUAGAAUCGGCAAAGCCAAGUGAUAGCUCUUACGCAGAAGCACCAUCAACAGGAGCUGGCAGAACAGUUCGAAAAUAUAUGCCAAAUACGCUUCCGCGGACAUGGUCUAUUGCGUCGGUACCACCAAAUGACAAGCGGCAACUGUUCCUUUCGGUUCGACAAAGAAGAAACCACUUUUUUCUUUGACGGUCUGAUGCUCGGAUGGUAUCGGUUGAUCCUAUAAAAGCCGCAACCUUUUGAUCCAAGAAGCCGCACAUCGGAAGAGGAUUUGACCCGCAACUGUAGUGUGGGUCAUUGGAGACGGG
Seminavis robusta is the source of this 1275-nucleotide messenger RNA. The record is from the annotation of a GenBank genome assembly. Lineage: Eukaryota; Bacillariophyta; Bacillariophyceae; Naviculales; Naviculaceae.